CGCUCUCUCGGCGUUCGUUUCGUUCGUUCGCUCGGCGGAAAGGAAAAAAUGAGCGCAGAGAAGAGGUAAGAAGCCCACCGUGCACUAGGCAUGCGACGUGACUCAUCCACCCAGUGGGCGAUCUCUGCCUCUUUCGUUGAUUCCUUUCAGCGACGGAACGUCAUCACCUGUUCCGUCUGUCAGCGUCUGUCUGCCCACAUCGGAUGCCACAGAGGACCUUGGAGCGCGGCUGGCGUCGCUCACCUGCCGCGGCGACGUCAUCUUCCUAUGCGGCGAGCUGGGUGCCGGCAAGACCUGCUGCGCCAAGGGCUUCCUGCGCUCCUUCUUUUCAAACCCAUCCCUGGAAGUGCCGUCGCCGUCCUACCUGCUCUGCAACACCUAUGCUGACGAUGCUGACGACCAGCAGCAGCAGCAGCAGCCGAUAUCUGCCGACCACCCACCAUUGGCGCAGCAGGCAGCAUCGCUGCCUCCCCGGUUCAGAGCGGACAGGGCUAGGAUCUCUGGGGUGACGGUGCAUCACAUCGACUCCUUCCGCCUCCCAGUGGGCAGGAUCGCCGCCGUGUUGGAUUUCUCGGCCAUCUUCGCCAACAACAUCAGCCUGAUCGAGUGGCCGGAGCGGCUGGGGCCCCAGCUCGUGACGUCCACUACCCCGCCGCGGCUGGAGGUGCAUCUCGAGGGCGUGGGGCCGCAGGCGCAGGGGCGGACAGCGGUGCUCAAGGGGGUGGGCGAGAGAUGGGAGGCGCUGGUUGAGUCGUGGCGGCAAGCAGGUGGGCCACCUGGUGCACCACCCAUGUCGAACUUAGCUAUCGCUCAGCCAGCGGAUUCUUCUCUGAACGGACCUUCUGGCAGUGAGAGGCCCCUUGGGGAGAACACGGCAGCGAGUGAUGAGGACAAGAGGGAGCGUGAUGUGAUCACUCUGCCUGAGGAUCCAUCCACGUGGCUGGUGCUGGGCAUCGAGUCAAGCUGUGACGACACCGGUGCGGCGGUCAUUCGCGGCGACGGUAGGGUGCUGGGGGAGGCCUUGGCUUCGCAGAGUGGUGUCCACGAGCAGUGGGGCGGCGUCAAGCCCGAUGCCGCACAAGCGUGCCACAAGGCGGCUAUCGAUGGCACUGUCGAUGAGGCAUUGCGGAAGGCUGGCGUGGAGCCGUCAUCUCUCCAUGCUGUGGCCGUUACAGUCGGCCCAGGCCUGUCGCUCUGCCUGCAGGUGGGGGUGAAGAAGGCGCUUCAGCUUGCAUCGACCCAUCGGCUGCCCCUCGUCCGUGUGCACCACAUGGAGGCCCACGCCAUGGUCACACGACUGCCCCAGCCCACCCAGCAGCCCAACCCCGACACGUCAUCUGCACCACCCAGCCCUGGCCCUCCUGUCACGUUCCCCGCCCUGGUGCUGCUGGUGUCUGGCGGGCACAAUAUGGCCGUGUUGGCCAAGGGCAUCGGGCAAUACAAGAUCCUCGGCAGCACGCUGGACGACUCCAUCGGUGAGGCCUUCGACAAGACCGCCCGUCUGCUGGGCAUCGACACCAUUCCCGGCGGGCCGCUGCUGGAGCGGCUGGCCGAUCAGGGCGACCCCAACAAGUAUGCCUUCUCCCUGCCCUUCGCCAAGAGCCGCAACCUCGCCCUCCGCAACGGGUGUGACUACUCCUUCUCUGGCCUCAAGACACAGGUCCGGGAGCUCGUCAACAGCGAGAUACAGCAGCAGCAACAGCAGGAGGAGAGUGAGGGUGAUGGGGGCGACAGCGAUUCGUCGGCCAAGGUGCGCGCCGACAUCGCCGCGUCGUUCCAGUCGGUGAUCGUGUCGCACCUGCUGGAGCGGGCCACGCGAGCCAUCGCCUGGGCGCAGGCAGAGGAGCCCUCCAUCAAACACCUGGUGGUCGCGGGCGGCGUCGCCGCCAACAAGACGGUUCGGUCGCGCAUGAAGGAGGCGGCAGACAACGCCGGCCUGACGCUCGUGUGCCCCCCGCCCCGUCUGUGCACGGACAACGGGGUCAUGGUGGCGUGGACUGGCCUGGAGCGGCUGAGGCUGGGUCUGUGGGACGUGCCGCCGGUGAAAGGCGCGGAUGUGGAUCGUUUCGUGGAGGUGUGCCCUCGGUGGCCGUUGGGGCAGAGGGACGCACGGAGCACACCCAAGCCUGGCGGGGGAGGGGGAGGGGGAGGGGUGGGCAAGGCGAAUGGGCAGACAGGGGGAGAGAAGGCCGCCAAGAAGGCCAAGAAACAAAGAGACGGUGUCUAGCUCAGCUGCAUGGGGUUUUCUCUGUGUGUUGUGGGCGAAUGAGAUGAGUGGCGUUGGUUGAUGUGACGGAUGGAUAGAUCCAUGCGUUGCAUGCAGGAUGGACGGACGAGAGAAUCUCAAUAAGUAUGUGCGAGUGUCAAUGACAUUGAAUGCCGUUUGUCAGCC
Messenger RNA from Vitrella brassicaformis, 2392 nucleotides. The record is from the annotation of a GenBank genome assembly. NCBI's taxonomy places the organism in Eukaryota, Vitrellaceae.